This is a messenger RNA of Lymnaea stagnalis (great pond snail), 15887 nucleotides long. NCBI's taxonomy places the organism in Eukaryota, Metazoa, Mollusca, Gastropoda, Lymnaeidae. The record is from the annotation of a GenBank genome assembly.
AUGGACAGGUCUCCGAAACUAGAGGCGUUUGACCCGGCCAAUUUCCCUCCUUCUUACAAGGACAACGAGCCGAAAGAGUUGAAGGCCAUCCAGUACUGUAAGAACUUUCUCAAACAGUACAAUCACUUGUGUACCACUCGGCACGCCCUCUUCCUGAAACCUCUGAAUGAGUUCGGUGUCAAGGUGACCUUAGUUGUGCGAUGGAUCCUUACAGUUUUAUUUUAAGAACACGUACGCUUCUUUUGAAAGUCAAACUAAAAAAAAACACAAGGCGUAUGUGUUGUGUUUGGAGAUGUUUGCUUAACUCAAAUAGAUGAUUAUUCCAGUGGCAAGGGACUGUUGCAAUUUGUUUUUCUAGCUUCUCUAUUAUCGCAUUGAAAGAAACUGUAUUUCAAGUGUAACAUGGGUUUCCUGGCGAGUUAUUCUAAGCGUGUCCGAAAAAGAGAAAGGUUUGUUUACAACGAUGAAGACCUACAACGCCUUAAAAUACAAAAGAUACGAUUUUUAAUAAUGAAAAUUUGAUGGAAAAUCCCAGAAUCUUUUUUAAAAAAAGGGGGGGGGGGGCUGGGGGUGGGAGGGGGGGGUCUGCUCUGAUUCAACUCAAGAGUUUUGCUAAAGAAAGAAAUUUCCUAUCCUCAUUUUUCCAAUGUGGAAAGUAGUUAACAAAUUCUUUAUGCUUUUUCAAAAUCUUUUUGGUGGAAAGUGANGGGGGGAGGGGGAAACAAAACCUGAAGGGGGGGGGGGGGGGGGGGGGGGGGCUAAGGGUGAAUUUAUGGAACCAAGGCGGUUCUACAUAACAUUAAUAAGUUCUUAACAUCACGGGCACCAUAAGGAAUGGAAUGGGUUCAAGCAAGUAGCAUGAAGAUUAAAAAACAACAACAAAUCAUUGCUUCAAUUUCUCAAAUAAGAUAUUCGUUACUUAAAUUAUUGAGUUUAUUGAUCGUGGUAAUUUUUUGGUAUUAACUUUGCGGCCUUACAGUUAAGUAAAAGGUUACAGGCUUUAAACAUUUCAUCUAAGCACGAACGUUGAUGGUGGCAAGGGUUAGAGACUAUAAACGUUUCAUCUAAGCAUGGACGUUGAUGGUGGCAAGGGUUAGAGACUAUAAACGUUUCAUCUAAGCAUGGACGUUGAUGGUGGCAAGGGUUAGAGACUAUAAACGUUUCAUCUAAGCAUGGACGUUGAUCGUGGCAAGGGUUAGAGACUAUAAACGUUUCAUCUAAGCAUGGACGUUGAUGGUGGCAAGGGUUAGAGACUAUAAACGUUUCAUCUAAGCAUGGACGUUGAUCGUGGUAAGGGUUAGAGACUAUAAACGUUUCAUCUAAGCAUGGACGUUGAUGGUGGCAAGGGUUAGAGACUAUGACAAUAAGAAUGUAAACAAAGAUCUUGACAUGCGUAGUAUAUUAAACUCCUACGGCAAUCAUUGUCACCCUAAUGAUGUCGGAUGCUUCAACAGAAAGUGGCAUAUUAAAAAAAAUAUUUUUUUAACGAAACUACGACGAUGAACAGCAAAAUAAAAAGAUGUCUGUUAAGAAUUUGUAUAGAAUGGCUGGAAAGAUCACGGGAGACAGUUCGAAAAAGGUCUUUCGGAAAGUUUUGUUGUAUUAGAAAAAAAAAAAGUUAAAGUAAUUGAUCUUGUGUCAUCCCCCACUAGACAAAUCUGAUACGGUCCAAACACAGUUGAUUGGUUUGGGUGAGAAGGAGAAGCGCCGAAAUGAUAUGGUGCUCCACAUUAGAUCUAACCCAAUAGUAUUAAACAUAGAGGGUAAACUUAUGAUAAAAUAUGAUGUUUAUAUUUUUAGUUGGCAGUUCGGUUAAGUUAUACUUUAAAAAAAAAAAAAUUGUAUACAGUUAUAUUCUUUAUUUUCUGCUAGCAAAGAAUCGUAAUGGGUAAUCCCGGCCUGGGCACGGGAAGCCUUCGAUUUGCGUGUACGUUACUAAAAGAUCGAAUGUUACACGGUGUAAAACCUCUGAUAUGUAUGCUACCAAAAAUCCAAUGUUACACGGUGUGAAACCUAUGAUAUGUAUGCUACCAAAAGAUCCAAUGUUACAAGGCGUGUAACCUCCCAUCUGCCACUCCCACAGAAAGUUGUCUGCACCACCAUCGUGCCGACGCAACUUCCGUACGCGGACUUACUUGACUGGCCAGGCAUUGCCGAGUUUCUGGCAGGAUAUCUCAGCUACGAUAGGCUCAGCCCGGCCUAUGAACUGGUCAGUCACUCAAUGAUAGCGUUCAAUUUUAUGUCUUUGGUUAUAAGAGUCAGUGUGCCGGGACUCUUCUGUACGUUUUUGUGGCAUAUUGGCUGAUCAUGAGGGUCAUAUGGAAAAGAACAAAUAUAUCCGGAUUUUGUAUGUGGACUCUUAUGAUACGCUUUAUGAAUCUGUGAACGCGUUGUCAAGUUGUGCUUUUAUGUUAUUGGUGUAGGCUCUUCGUAUUAGUUGUAAAUAGCUGUUUUUGUGUAGAUGCAAUACACAGGGCGAUUGCUUAACACGUAUGCCAAAUGUUUAUGUUCCAGCCGAAGACGUUACUGGCACCGCAGACCAUUCUGGAGAGACUGCACGGCCAUUGCUUCGAGUACAGCACGGUGCUGUGUAGCAUGCUGAUUGGCGCCGGAUAUGACGCGUAUGUGGUCAGUGGCUACGCUACCCGAGAAGUGUGCAACUGUGACCUGUCGUACAACAUUUGCCCGUUUGUGGAGCAGGACCAAGUUGUAAGGCUCACUUCAACAUUACUUUACAUGGCCCAAAGGGGGGGGGGGGCGGGGCGCGGCACCGACUCGACGUCGGCAUGGACCAGUAGCACCUACCGUGGGCAUGGACCAGUAACAACUAACUUGGGCAUAAGUCGUGCUAGGAUAUAGAAUUUGAUAACUAAAUUUGAAGUCGAGAUGUAAACCUGUGAGUCUAAAAAUUUAAAUUUUAAAACUAUAAUGACACGAGCAGCGCGUUGUCUCCUUGCUCGACGUCACUAUUGCCUCCUGGGGACCCUAGGUGACUGUGGCUGACUCUGUCAUUUGUUUCGGUUCACCUUAGUGCUAAAAAUAUACCGAUUAUUUUGUUUUAAAAAUGCGGAACACUUUACACAUUAUUCAUCAAACGUCUUAAGAACCAUUUCUUAAUUUCUCUAAUUUCAUUUCCAACUCAUCACACAUUUUGCCUUAGCGAAAGGGUCCUUAAAUUUCGGCCCACGGGCCGGAUCCGGCCCAUCAGGUCUCCUAUUAUCCUUCCCAGCCAUGCUGUGGUUCUAUUCCCCAGGUAGCAGUGACAAAAAUGGAGUCCGAAAAAUGUCUCUACUUCUCGUUGAAGUAAUAUUAAUUUGAUGGUGAUUAAAAUUGAUUUUUAUUUUAAAUAUUUUAUUAUUGUUCUUUUUACCAUUUCCCCACUACACAUAAGGUAUGUGUAGUGGGCUGCAUGUGAAUUCAUUAAUAUCUUUUCUAAUCAUAUCCCACCCCAAAAAAGUCUUCGGGUCACCAAAUCGGCUUUAAGUUUAAAAAUUAUGAGGACCCCUGCCUUAAAGCCCUUGAGUCGUGUGAAGACGGAUUUUUAAAGUUAGUGAGACGAGUUCAUUACUUCUAAAUGUACACUAACACACUCCAUUGAGCCCAGGUCUACACUGCAACAAUCACCAAAACAAUCACUCGCUACUCGUCACGAUCCAAUCGAACGUUUUCAAGUGAAUACGAGUUGAGGAUGGCCACGAAAGCCGAGGCUGCCAGGCGAGCGGAGGAACAGGCAAAGAAAGAUGCAGCGAAUCGAGCUAAACAGGUGAGGUGGCGAGAAUAGCUUCCCUGUGGUGGAGAUUAGAACUUGGUGAUGUUUGGCGGCGGGGGUGGUGUUAUUAGAAGUUCUGAUUACAUUUGUCGGAGAUGGUGUUGUUGGAUGUGGUGAUGAGGUUUGGUGGAGAUGGUGUUGUUAGAUGUGGUGAUUACAUUUGGUGGGGAUGGUGUUGUUAAGGGUGAUGUGGGAGUAAGCUAGCGAAAGAAAUGUAUAAAUUUCGUCUUACCACUGCAGCAUCAACAUAUACGUCAUUGUAUUCAACCGUCAUUGUCCCUAACCAUCACAUUACCCAACUGUUAUUGUCCCUAACCAUCGCAGGACCCAACCGUCAUUGUCCCUUACCAUCAAGGUACCCAACCAUCAUUGUCCCUAACCAUCAUAGUACCCAACCAUCAUUGUCCCUAACCAUCAUAGUACCCAACCAUCAUUGACCUUAACCAUCAUAGUACCCAACCACCAUUGUAACUAACCAUCAUAGUACCAACCAUCAUUGACCUUAACCAUCAUAGAACCCAACCAUCAUUGUCCCUAACCAUCAUAGUACCCAAUCAUCAUUGACCCUAACCAUCAUAGUACCAACCAUCAUUGACCCUAACCAUCAUACUACCCAACCGUCAUUGUUCCUAACCAUCAUAGUACCCAACCGUCAUUGUACCUAACCAUCAUAGUACCCAACCGUCAUUGACCCUAUCCAUCAUAGUACCCAACCGUCAUUGUACCUAACCAUCAAUUCCCAACCGUCAUUGUCCCUAACCAUCAAGGUAUCCAACCACCAUUGUCCCUAACCAUCAUAGUACCCAACCAUCAUUGUCCCUAACCAUCAUAGUACCCAACCGUCAUUGUACCUAACCAUCGUUGGUACCUAACAGCUUUCAAAUGAUCUGAAUGUGAUAUAGAGUAAGGAAAAGUUAAUCAUUAAAAUUCUAACGAUACUUUUCUUUUGUAAUUGUUCAUUCUUCUGGCCUAGAUGGGCCAUUCCAUAAAUGAUCUCUUCUUCUGUGAUCAUAGUUUAUAUCUGUCAUCAGUUACAAGAGGCGCCUCCACCGGACCCACUCGAAGGUCGGCGAGUCCACUCCUGGGUCUUAGUUCUGAAGGGUCAUCGUGACGUUGACAAGACGUUUUUCAUUGAGCCCACCACCGGCCUGACCCACCCCACGGACUGGGACCAGUACCUGCACAUCGAAUCCAUUUGGAACCACCUCAACUACUACGUCAACAUGGAUUUCGACGAAGGAGUCGCUGUGAGUGUAUUCUGUCAAGUAAACCCCCCCCCCCCCCAAAAAAAAAAAAAAGCGAUCUUUUCUCCCUACCAUUUCCUAAAGAAAUAAUUAGCACCUGGGACCCACAGAUUGGCACAUGAAAAAGUAGUCCGGCUCCCGGCAAUAGUAAAACAAAUUGAGGAAGCAAACGGCUUAUUUUUAUUAUAAAAUAAACCACGCGUUGUAUUAGAUUCUGGGACCAUUUAUAGUAGUGUCCCUCAUUGUGUCAUAAGGUACUAAAACACACAAUAGUCUCUUUUUUUCUUACUUCAACGACCCAACAGUCAUUAUAAAAAAAUACCGUGCCUGAUAAAAUUAAACUCGAAGAAAAUAGUUGUAAUAAAGAAUUUAUAUUACUAAACUUAUAUCCACCAAAAUUUUCCAGAGAUGGUGUAAUUAAGAUGGCCUAAAGUCUUCCCAGCGUUAAUUAGGAUGACCUCAAGUCUCCCCAGCAUUAAUUAGGAUGACCUAAAGUCUUCCCAGCGUUAAUUAGGAUGACCUCAAGUCUCCCCAGCAUUAAUUAGGAUGACCUAAAGUCUCCCCGGCUUUAAUUAGGAUGACCUCAAGUCUCCCAAACACCAGUUCAACAAGUCCACCAUAAAUGUUUUUAUAUAUUUGAUCUUUGCUCUUUUUAUUUUAUUUGCUCUCUUUGUGUGGGGGGAGGGGGGGGUGGGAUUUCAUCGUCUUAUGAUUUUUGUUUUGUUUUCUCUUGCACAACUUUAGGAUCUCAGCUACGACAUUGGAGACAGUCGUCACUGGGAAUAUUUGUUCCCUGGCCAGGACCUUCACGUCAGGCUCACGAUAGAAGAGAGAGCGGAGCGUUGGACUCAAGUUGCACUGCAGGUAGUCCACUGUGGCAUUACAGGAAGGAAUUAGCAAUUUAUAUAUAUAUAUAUAUAUAUAUAUAUAUAUAUAUAAUUCUACCGUGGCAUUACCUAUUGGAAUUAUCUAUAAGAAUAGAAUAUAGUGACAAAGCCUUCAGGAAUUAUCAACAAAUAGAGAAUAUGGGGACAUAAAUAAGGAAGGAAUUAGCAAUUUAUAUAUAUAUAUAUAUAUAUAUAUAUAUAUAUAUAUAAUUCUACCGUGGCAUUACCUAUUGGAAUUAUCUAUAAGAAUAGAAUAUCGUGACAAAGCCUUCAGGAAUUAUCAACAAAUAGAGAAUAUGGGGACAUAACCAGGAGGAAUUAUAUUAAAUUAAUAUAGCUUAUCGGGACAUGACGAAGAAAAAUUAACGGUAACUGUUAGCAUAUUGUGACAGAAGUAGGAUUCUAUUUUGGGGUAUGAACUCAAGUCAUAGCUUACCUUGGAGGAUUUCAUUCAAUUCUACACACUGGUCUGCUGCAUCCUUAGCACCCUCUCGGUAUCCUAUAGGACAUCCAAAACAUUGGUCUUCUGCAUCUUAAGUUCCCAAACAGUAUCCUAUAGGACAUCCAAAACAUUGGUCUUCUGCAUCUUAAGUUCCCAAACAGUAUUCUAUAGGACCUCCAAAACAUUGGUCUUCUGCAUCUUAAGUUCCCAAACAGUAUUCUAUAGGACAUCCAAAACAUUGGUCUUCUGCAUCUUAAGUUCCCAAACAGUAUUCUAUAGGAACUCCCAAACUUUGGUCUGCUGCAUCCAUAGCAGCCUCUCAGUAUCCGAUAAGACAUCCCAAAAACUGGUCUGCUGCAUCUUAAGUUCCCAAGCAGUAUCCUAUAGGAACUCCCAAACUUUGGUCUGCUGCAUCCAUAGCAGCCUCUCAGUAUCCGAUAAGACAUCCCAAAAACUGGUCUGCUGCAUCUUAAGUUCCCAAGCAGUAUCCUAUAGGAACUCCCAAACUUUGGUCUGCUGCAUCCUUAGCACCCUCUCAGUAACCUAUAGAACAUCCCAAACAUUGGUCUGCUGCAUCUUAAGUUCCCAAGCAGUAUCCUAUAGGAACUCCCAAACUUUGGUCUGCUGCAUCCUUAGCACCCUCUCAGUAACCUAUAGAACAUCCCAAACAUUGGUCUGCUGCAUCUUAAGUUCCCAAGCAGUAUCCUAUAGGAACUCCCAAACUUUGGUCUGCUGCAUCCUUAGCACCCUCUCAGUAACCUAUAGAACAUCCCAAACAUUGGUCUGCUGCAUCUUAAGCUCCCAAGCAGUAUCCUAUAGGAACUCCCAAACUUUGGUCUGCUGCAUCUUAAGCUCCCAAGCAGUAUCCUAUAGAACAUCCCAAACAUUGGUCUGCUGCAUCUUAAGCUCCCAAGCAGUAUCCUAUAGGAACUCCCAAACUUUGGUCUGCUGCAUCCAUAGCAGCCUCUCAGUAUCCUAUAGGACAUCCCAAACAUUGGUCUGGUACAUCUUUAGCACCCUCUCAGCAACCUAUUGGACAUCCCAAACAUUGGUCUGGUACAUCUUUAGCACCCUCUCAGUAACGUAUUGGACAUCCCAAACAUUGGUCUGGUACAUCUUUAGCACCCUCUCAGUAACCUAUUGGACAUCCCAAACAUUGGUCUGGUACAUCUUUAGCACCCUCUCAGUAACCUAUUGGACAUCCCAAACAUUGGCCGGGUGCAUCUUUAGCACCCUCUCAGUAACCUAUUGGACAUCCCAAACAUUGGUCUGGUACAUCUUUAGCACCCUCUCAGUAACCUACUAUUGGACAUCCCAAACAUUGGUCGGGUGCAUCUUUAGCACCCUCUCAGUAACGUAUUGGACAUCCCAAACAUUGGUCUGGUACAUCUUUAGCACCCUCUCAGUAACCUAUUGGACAUCCCAAACAUUGGUCUGGUACAUCUUUAGCACCCUCUCAGUAACCUAUUGGACAUCCCAAACAUUGGCCGGGUGCAUCUUUAGCACCCUCUCAGUAACCUAUUGGACAUCCCAAACAUUGGUCUGGUGCAUCUUUAGCACCCUCUCAGUAACCUAUUGGACAUCCCAAACAUUGGUCAGGUGCAUCUUUAGCACCCUCUCAGUAACCUAUUGGACAUCCCAAACAUUGGUCUGGUGCAUCUUUAGCACCCUCUCAGUAACCUAUUGGACAUCCCAAACAUUGGUCUGGUGCAUCUUUAGCACCCUCUCAGUAACAUAUAGGACAUCCCAAACACUGGUCUGCUGCAUCUUUAGCUUCCAAACAGUAUCCUAUAGGACAUCCGAAACACUGGUCUGCUGCACCUUUAGCUCCCUUUAAGUAUUGCAUAGGACAUCCCAAACAUUGGUCUGGUGCAUCUUUAGCACCCUCUCAGUAUCCUAUAGGACCUCCAAAACACUGAUCUGCAGCAUCGUUAACUCCCUUUUAAUAUCCUAUAGGACCUCUCAAAGUAUAACUCACGUUUUGGUAGCUUAAAUUAAUGAAGAUUCCUUAUUUGUUUUUUGUUUUUUUAAAGGGAGACCAGUAUACGGACGAGACGUUCUUUGACGUACCAGUUUCCUGGUGCAUUCCCCUGAAAAUUACUCGAGACGGUGAGUACGUCACGAAUGUCAGAUUUUCGUUUUUAAAACAAUUUAAAAAAAAAAAAUCCCUGCUUGAAUAAUUUAUUAAGAACUACUGCUAUAAUUCAGCGAGAAGUGAACUAUUUUAACAAUUAAUAUAUACGUUUUGUUUGAAAUUUCAAAUAAUGAAUAUAUCAUGGCAUACAUAAUUUAAAAUUGUUUAUUGAAACAAAUACCCGAGCCACGCAACUGAAAAAAAGGAAACAUAAAAGAAAAAUUCCUGAGAAAUAUAUCGGACGAAAGUUCCCUCUAACGCAGUGGUUCUCAAUCUUUUUAAUGCCGCGACCCUUUUAAUACAGUUGUUCAUGUUGUCGCGACCCCCAGCCACACAAUUAUUUUCAGUUGAUACUUUAUAACUGUAGAGUAUACAUAUUUACAGAUGGUCCUAGGCGACCCCCGGGAAAGGGAGGGGUCGCGACCCACAGGUUGAGAACCGCUGCUCUAAGGUUUGCUGGUUCGUGUGCAAAAUCCUACAGCUGUGUGCAAAGUUUUACAACAUAAAUUUUUGUGUGUGCAAAAUUUUACAGCCCACAAACAAAAACACACACCUACAUGGAAAUUUGCUGCGCGGAUACUCAAAACUGCUGCGCGGCGUCUGAGAGUUAGCUGCUCGGCCUCGCAGCCACGCAGCCUAAAGGGAACAUUGAUACAGACCUGCAUUGCCGUAACUAGGGGGCACGAAGGGGGUGACCACCAUGGAGCACCCAUGUCGCAUGUAACAUGAUAUAAUGAAUGAGUUUUGUGUGUUUUAGGGAGGCACACUCUUUUGGGAUUUCGCCCCGGAUGGCAUAACGUCAAUGUACGCGACUGGGGGCUCAUGGAAAGCGAUGGUGUAGGUAGAAUUACGCACCAAUUAAAUGAUUUAUCAGGUGAACGCAAGCCCAGCCAUAGUCGCGGAUAUUUUAAAAAAUGGAUAUUGCGCCGGACGGACACAUCGAGAGGAGUCCAAAUGACAAAGGUGAAAAAGAGGAUAAACAGAUUAGUAACCUAGAUGAAGACGGCUCAUAAGGGGGGGGGGAGGUGGGUCUCACCCCCCCCACCCCCCUGAGGGAUGCCUGAAGAAAAAUCUUCAAAUAUUGUUGCUGAUACUUGGAACUUUUCGCUGACACUGAGAUUUCAGGAUUACAAUUUUCUCAAAGUACAUGGACAUGGGAUGAAUGCCCCCCUCCCCCCCCCCCUUUUUAUUUUUCUAGAGCUGCGCAAAAUUAGUCAUAUCAGACCUUUCUUAACGUGAGAUGCAUCAAAGAGGCUGAUGUCUGCAUUCGUGCUAUCACGCAGGGACUAAUGUAAUGCUCUUAUGGUGGGUCUUCCAGCUACGCUCCUGGAUAAAAUUAAAAAAGCACAGAAUAAUACGGCUCGCAUUGUUCUUCGAAACCGGAAAUUCGACCAUGCUAAAACAUUUCUGAGAGAGUUGCAUUGGCUGCCGGUUCGCGCUCGUAUAGAGUACACAAUUGCAACUCUGUGCUACCGCUGCUUGCAUGACCUGGGUCCGUCUUAUCUCAAAGCGCUACUGAUGCUUUAUGUACCCACUAGACAACUCCGCUCAUCUGAUAGUGGAAAACUCUCGAUACCACGUGUUCGCCUUGAGACUUAUGAUGGGCGCACUUUCGCAUUUGCUGCCCCAACAAUUUGUAACACCCUUCCUAUCGCUCUCAGAACGACCAGACACUGGAGUCUUUCAAAACUGAUUUGAACACUUAUCUAUUUUGCAAACAUCUGGUGGGGCGAUGUUGUCUAUCUAGCUAUUAUCUUGUAGAUGUAUAUUGGCCUGUGUUGUUUAUGGUUGCAAGGUAUGAAAGACUUAGAAUGGGUUUUCUCGUAUGUAGCUUUUGUAAUGUUGCAUUUUGUACGUCAAUGUGGUAUUUACCGUGCUUCGAGCCUUUGGGGAUGAAGCGUGAUUUUCAAAUAAUCUUUAUCAUUAUUAUUAUUAUUUAUAUAAGAACCAUUCCACUUAUAAUUUUAAAAACCUAACUUAAUAUUUACUUACGCUAGCUUAAAGAAUUGACUAAGAGAAUUGUCCUAACAUUUUCCCCAGACUUUGACCGGAAGUACCCGACUGGGAAAAGGGUAAGACGUUACAAAUAUGUCGUUGUAGAAGAUUUCUGUCGUUACUUAAACCCUGAUGGAAUGGUCAGGAAGAUUUAUGUCUACAAGGAUCUGCUCUGUAAGUUACUUCAUUAGUUUGUGGACACUGAGAUUUUAUACUCCAUUAAUUUGUGGACACUGAGAUUAGUUAAAAUGGAUUCAUUAAAUUGUGGACACCUAGAUUUUGAUUAAUAUCAUUACAUUAAAUUGUGGACACUUGGAUUUUGGUUAAAUGCCUUCCUUAAUUUGUGGAAAAUGAGAUUUGGUUAAAAUUUGUCGAUAAUGAGAUUUGGUUAAAAUUUGUCGACAAUGAGAUUUGUUUAAAAUGAAUUCAUUAAUUUGUGACAUUAAGAUUUGGUUAAAUGACUUCAUUAAUCAGUGGACAGUGAGAUGUGGUUUAAAUGACUUCAUUAAUUUGCGGACACUGAGAUGUGGUUUAAAUGACUUCACUAAUUUUGGACACUGGGAUGUGGUUUAAAUGACUUCACUAAUUUUGGACACUGAGAUGUGGUUUAAAUGACUUCACUAAUUUUGGACACUGAGAUGUGGUUUAAAUGACUUCACUAAUUUUGGACACUGGGAUGUGGUUUAAAUGACUUCAUUAAUUUGCGGACACUGAGAUGUGGUUUAAAUGACUUCAUUAAUUUGCGGACACUGAGAUGUGGUUUAAAUGACCAUUAAUUUGCGGACACUGAGAUGUGGUUUAAAUGACUUCAUUAAUUUGCGGACACUGAGAUGUGGUUUAAAUGACUUCACUAAUUUUGGACACUGGGAUGUGGUUUAAAUGACUUCACUAAUUUGGACACUGGGAUGUGGUUUAAAUGACUUCAUUAAUUUGCGGACACUGAGAUGUUGUUUAAAUGACUUCAUUAAUUUGCGGACACUGAGAUGUGGUUUAAAUGACUUCAUUAAUUUGCGGACACUGAGAUGUGGUUUAAAUGACUUCACAAAUUUUGGACACUGGGAUGUGGUUUAAAUGACUUCAUUAAUUUGCGGACACUGAGAUGUGGUUUAAAUGACUUCACUAAUUUUGGACACUGAGAUGUGGUUUAAAUGACUUCAUUAAUUUGCGGACACUGAGAUGUGGUUUAAAUGACUUCACUAAUUUUGGACACUGGGAUGUGGUUUAAAUGACUUCAUUAUCUUAUGGAUGCUGAGUGAUGGUUAAAAUAAGUUUAUGAGCAACACAUCAACAGCGUCACGAAAACUCACACACAUCCAAUGGGAUAACUUCAUCUACUUUACAUCAUACCAUUAUGCAUCAAGCAAUUAUUAACUCACAUUAUGUCCUUACAGUUGCAAUCACCUCCACUAACAUGACUUCCAUUUAAGUCAACUCCACGUGCAUAAACGAUAUUAAUAUCACAUCAGCUGAUUUGGCCAUGAUGUCACGUGUGUCAUCUGAACUAGCAUUCACAACGACAUCAAUCAUGUCUCCCCACAUCUUCUCCAUGACCUAGCAUAAUAGUUAUCACCAAAGCUUUCCAUCAACUGAAAAAGACCCAACACCAUUUAGACCACGUCUUUACGUUUGGUCUCUCCACAGGUGAGGACCUUAACUACACUCUGCGUUACUAUUCUGACCGCUCCGACCACUUGCACAGUCGCUUUCUGCACCACGAGACGGGCAAAGUGGUGGAAAAAUUUGACAAUGGGCGUGAUGAUUUCCUCAGAGGUGUGUCCUUCCAGAACCGUGUUGGGGAAAAAGUUGGGGGGGGGGGCGGGGUAGGGGGCACAUCUGCGUAGAGUGAAGCCCGGAAUCGCCAUCCGACUUUGUAGCACCUCGCCUUUGUGAAGUACAUGGAACUGUAUCGUUUAAUUUGCUAUUAAGGUCCAAACUAAAGACGAUUUUGACGCCCCUUUGAAGUUGGCACCCGACGCGAAUGCCCCCUUUCCAUUACCUCGCAUUGCCCUGAUCCUUUCUCUCGGUAGUCGUCUUUCGGUUGAUCUAUGUGUCAUCUUUCCCUAAUGCUUACAUUAAAUAUUUAAAUUGGUUGGGGGGGGGGGUGUUUCAAUGUUUCUUACAGAAGUUUAGGCUUUCUUUACUCUUAAAAAAAUAUUACCACGUAUCAUUCUUGAACCAUUGCAAGGGAAAAGUGUAUCUUGCAAUUUUUCUAAUGCCGUUAAUACCAUUAAGUUUUGUGUACUUGUGUAAGCACUGGUUCGUACUUUUAUCAGUAUGAAGAAAUUAAUCUCUUAAGUAUAUGGCUCGUUUAAAAAAAAAAGUACACAACAAAAGACGAUACCAUAUGUUAAAUACAAUAACAAGGAAUACGAUACUCAAACCAGGGCCACUCACAAUUAAUAAAUUUUAUUAUGUUAAUUAUAAAUGACAAAAUCAAAAGGACAAUACAUUUAAAGCUAUUGACUUACAGAAAAAUGAUUGGCUUGUACCGGUACAAUGUUGAAGAAGAUACAAUGUUGUAAAGAGUACAAAGAUGAAAAGGAAUCUACACACGCACAUGAAACAAAUCUCUGUCUCGUAGCAAAGCUAAAAUAGCAAACGCUCAAAAUAUCUCUCGUCUGAUCCUCUUUCCAAUCUCUCUAUGCGUUUAUAUAGCCUGUUUUAUAGAUACUUCUGGAAUGGACUACGUAUUUAUUCCUUUCUCGAUAUUUCUACAGAAUUAUACAUAAUUCUAACAACAAUACAGACCAGAGAUAUUAGUUAGUUGUAAUCGAGGUUGAGGGAGACUAUUUUUGAUAAGCCAAACUUGGGGUCAGCUUAAGUUCAUUCACCAGAAAAGAUGAAAGAAAGUAAACGAGACGCCUAUAGCAAAACUCUCGCUCAUCUUCCGUCUUUCCCCAAGAGCACCACUACUUUGCAUGUUCCCCCGGGCCAGAGAGCAAACGCAUCAUGAUUUUUGAGGCGGGGAAGAGGACAGACGAGCUGUACAAGCGUGAGGAGGAUGAGAUGACCCUUUGGAAUUACUACAAGAACAGGUCUGACCGUAAGAUUUACAAGGAGGUCAAGUUUGGACCUGAGGGGAAAGUUCUGGAGAGUCCUAAAAUACUUCUACCGGAUCCCAGGCCUAUUGAGGUAAUUGAAGUACUUUUAAAAUAAGGAAUGGGCUAUCUGAGGGACAAUGGGAGAGAGAGAGAGAGAGAGAGAGAGAGAGGGAGAGAGAGAGGGUGGGGAGAAGAAAAAGACACAUAGUCACCAGUUAAUGGGAGUGGAAUAUGGGGAAAUGGACAAGACAUUAAGGAAAUAAUAACAGGACACAAUAGAGUUGUCUAUAACGUAACAACACAAUUAAUCAUCAUACCGAUAUAGGAGCAGAACAGAUUUUGGGAGGAAAAAAAGUACAAUGAUAUUAGAGUAUGGUGACCAAACGUCCAGUAAAAACGGGACAAAAUGUCCCGUUUUUUUUUUUUUUGAACCAAACACAUUUUCAAAUCACUAAAACUUCCUAAUUUAUAACUUCAGGUUAUAUUUUGGCUAGCUGUGUAGCCAGUGCCAGUAGUGAGGUGGGCUCACAUGAUGGCUGCACUGUUCCCCCUCCACCACUCUGCCGACGCUGCGUAAACGACAGUGUCACUGCCAUCGAUCUUUUUAUUUUGUAAAAUAUGUAUAAAAAAAUAAGUAUUCACUGCUAAAUAUUUUUUUUUUCGUUUAUGAUAUGUCUCAGAGUUUAAAUUAAAUUACAAAAGUGAAGGUAUUUUGAAAAAGAUUUCUAGGUCUCAAAAGAGUUCAAAUGAGCAUAUUUCAAUAAACAGUUUCAAGCGGAGGCCCCCGGACCCCUUUUAGCUGGAGGAUAUCACCCCCCCCCCAAAAAAAAAAAAGCGCCCUCCUUGGGUGUGUCCCGAUGUGUCCCGUUUUUUCAAUAAACAGUUUCAAGCGGAGGCCCCCGGACCCCUUUUAGCUGGAGGAUAUCCCCCCCCCCCCAAAAAAAAAAAAGCGCCCUCCUUGGGUGUGUCCCGAUGUGUCCCGUUUUUCCCAGUUCAUGAUUUGGUCCCCCUAUAUUAGAGAGUCUUUUAGAUGCGAGCAAGCACCCUAUUCAACAUCUUCCUAGAGAGAAUUAUGUCAGAUGCCCUGGAAGCGCAUGAAGGGACAGUCAGCAUUGGUGGCAGAACAAUCACCAACCUACGCUUUGCGGACGACAUAGACGUGCUGGCUGGGACCGAAGAAGAGCUAGCCGACGUGUUAAAGCGUCUCGGUAAGACCUCGUCGUCUUACGGCAUGCUAAUCAGUGCCGAAAAGACAAAACUGAUGACAAAUAAUACUGCAGGCACUGAAAUGAAGGUCGGGAAGGAAAGACUAGAGACUGUCGGCUGUUUCAAAUACCUAGGAGCAAUAGUCUCAGAAGAAGGCUCCAAGCCCGAACUGAUGUCCAGGAUUGCGCAGACUACAACAGCACUAAAAAAGCUCAAGAAAAUAUGGAAUGAAAAAAAUAUAGCCCCCAGCACCAAAAUCAGGCUGAUCAUUAGUCCUCUCCAUUUUCCUGUAUGCUUGCGAAUCCUGGACAUUAACAGCCGAUCUUGAAAGGAACAUAAAGGCGAUGGACAUGAGAUGCUUCAGAAGCAUUUUUGGCAUCUGCUAUAGGGACAAUAUCUCCAAUGAUACAGUGAAAGAAAGGGUUCAUCGGGCAAUUGGGGAGUACGAUGACCUACUGGUGACUGUGAAAAAACGCAAAUUACAAUGGUACGGCCACGUAACAAGGAAAUGGGCUUGCCAAAGAAAUAUUGCAGGGCACCACAAGAGGAGGGAGAAGAAUAGGAAGACAAAGAAAAAGGUGGGAGGAUAACAUCAAAGAGUGGACAGGACUAACACUGGGCGAUGCAGUGCGUAGUGCUGAAGACAGAGAGAAAUGGAGGAGGAUGGUUCACAUGUCAUCUGUGGCGCCCCAACGGUCCAAGGACUAAGGGACUUUAGGAUGAGGAGGAGGAUGAGGAAGCAAAUUUAAUAAAACAAAAAGUAUGUACUGAAAGGAGUAGAUAAACGGUCAACUGACUGAAGUGCCCGGAUGCAAUCUUAGCGUUUAAAUUAAAUCAAAUGUAAUGAAGUGGAAACCUUAGCAAUAUUCUGAAGGGAAAAAGAAAAGCCUUAUUAAACAAAUAAACACACCUUUUUAUAACAAAAACGAGUGAAUUCAAUUAUUUAAAAGAGCGACGACAAUUGGGGUCAGAUGUAGGUUGAAAUCUAUUCGCUGACAUGUUUACACCACUUGCAGAAUAUAAAGAUUUAUUCAAAUCUAUUGUACCAGUACAUCAUCGAAAAGUUUACAAGGAACCCGGAUGUGCCAGCCAACAAUGACAUCGCCAAGGUGACAUUCAGCUUGUGGACAGAUGAGAUCGAGAUAGAAUACCACGUGGAUGACGACAGG